Talaromyces proteolyticus is the source of this 1089-nucleotide messenger RNA. RefSeq lists its product as uncharacterized. The coding region runs from base 1 to 1089 and encodes 362 amino acids. The record is from RefSeq and is a predicted model, not a curated record. NCBI's taxonomy places the organism in Eukaryota, Fungi, Ascomycota, Eurotiomycetes, Eurotiales, Trichocomaceae. The transcript has 2 exons.
AUGCUUGGAAGCACAUCUCAGCCGUCUUCGGGCGAUAGUGGUUUCCCUUCCCUGGAGACCCCGCGCGUCCUGAAUGCCAGUGCGCUUUCCAUCACCGCGCUUUCUCGGUUUGAAUUCGAAGCUGGUAAAGGGAAUGAAGGAACAAAAAUUUUGAUGGUCGAGUGGGAAGACGACGAUAGUCGAUCGCCUCAGGGCUCUUGGCAUGUUUCAUGGGAGGGCAAGACUUCCGUUCUACCAGCAGAUGAACAGACAAGCGAGAACACGCGACGAUUCUACUUCCUGUUGCCUCCUGGUGUAACCAUUCCUCCAGUUAUAAGCUUGAGCUACGUGCAACCGCCUAGCUCUGCAGCAACCGUCAAACAACCGGAAUCAAUUCAAAUCAACCCGCUGCCAGCCAUCUUCCCGCCUGAACUGGGCGCUACGGCCCGAACAGCAGGAAAGAAAGGAGUUUUGCACACUAUUUGGGCGAAGAAGAGGCUCCAGGCUUUGGAGAAGGAAAUUAAGGAUGAGUCCAUGAAUAAUGCCGAAGGCAUUGCUCUGCAGAUGGCCAUACAGGAAAAGGAAUGGAUUGAGGCAAACUUCGGCGUGUCAAUUGUACCAUCUACACUCGAUCUCUCGUCGAUUUCGCCGGCCGCGUCAUCUUCUUCGUUCCCUUCAUUAACGCCUAUCUCACCAACCUCUGGAACUAGACUAGGUGAGAAGCUCAAAGGACUGAAAUUGGAAACGAGCAAAAGAGACCUCGGGAAAUGGGUAGAAGGUCAUGACAACCAUCCCGAAAGCGAUGGGCAGUCCCAUCCGCUAUCACCUGAGUCCUCGGAUAUAGCCGUUUCCUCAUUCAAUGCCUUUCGCACCACAUCCGUACCUGUUGCAGAUGGUAGACGUAUGGUAGCUCAUCAGCCACCGUCAUACAUCCAAAAAGCACAAAACAAUAACAGCGAGAUUCCUUUCAUGGAUCCGGUAACUCGCACGAGAAGCACUGAUUCUGGUGAUGGAUUGUUUGCGAAAGCCUUGAGCCCGCGAACACCAGACCUACCUCGAAGUCCUUUUUCGUUUUCGCCGACAGAGCCGAUUGUAUGCAUCGAAAAAUGA